This is a messenger RNA of Adineta ricciae, 2379 nucleotides long. Lineage: Eukaryota; Metazoa; Rotifera; Eurotatoria; Adinetida; Adinetidae. The record is from the annotation of a GenBank genome assembly.
AUGCAGCCAACAACCGACGAAUCUCAAAAUACAGAACUGGUCACCGAUACCGUGCAGGGAUUGAACGAAAUUCUGAAAGGACCCAAACUUUUCUUAUUGGUUAAGAUCCCAUUCUUUUGCGUUUUUAUUGUGCUUUACGUUAUUUAUCAAAUUCUUCGACUUAUUGUCUUGCAAUUACCACAUCUAUGCUAUCAAAUCAUCAAACACUCGAUACAUUUUAUUAAGAAUAUUUCUCUUCGCGCGUUCAAUACCUGCAAAAAAUUGCCGAGCUUCAUCCUACGGCAGACUGCAAAGCUUUAUCGGAAUUUUCUAUUACCAAUUGUAUGCUUUUUAUGGUACAACGUGAUUUUGGCUGUGUUAAGAAAGCUACCAUCGUUCAUUAAAAUGAUUUUUUAUCCAAUAAUGCGAUGGUACUUCAAAUUUAUCGUUACUCCUAUUUCUACAUUGAUAAAUUUUCUUUUGGUUACUUGGUAUGAUGCGUUGGUUUUUGUCUUCAGUAAACUCAAAUGGCUUAUGAAACAAUUAUGGGAAAACGUUUUGCAUAGAGUAUUCGUAUUGAUCAAGAAUCAUAUUUAUCCGUACAUCUAUGAGAUUGCUGGAGAAUUUUUCGACAUCGUUUAUCGGCAUGGGCUUGUACUACUAUACAGAAAAAGAAGAGAAAUUUUCCAAAUGACUUGUGUUUCCUUCUAUGAAUUUGCUUGCUGGACUUCGAGGUAUACUCUGUAUACAUUUAAAUACUUUUAUGAUGCACUUACAGUUAUCUUUAAUGAAUUACGAGACAUCGUCUUUACAAUUUGCUCAUUCAUAUACCGUCAUAGUUUACUGCCGAUAUUUGAAUUUACAAUCUCAAAUCUACCCAAGAUCUGGUCAGCAUUGUGCCACUUAGCUGAUAUUACCACCAUGACUAUGAUACGAAUACUUCAACAACUUUACUCUGGAGGAAAAGUACUAUAUCACCAUAUAAGACAUGCUUUAGUCAAAUUUUUGUCAACUAUGUUCAUUCAUGUCGUGGAGCCAGUGGUACGAGCGGCAAAUUAUAUCGCACCAAUAGUGUGGUCAAAACUGAAACAGUUCGUUCUGUAUAUGGCGCACGGUAUACGAUACAUCUAUAGUCGCGUAUGCCCAAUAGUGACAAUUAUAUACAGAAAUGUACGCCCGUUUGCCGUCAACGCUUACUCAGCUAUUCGCAUUCAUUUCAUAGCCGCAAUGAAGCGACUGAUCAAUGAUACUUUUCCCAAGAUGUGGUUCAAAUCCAAACAAUUUCUCAUCAAGAUACCGAGCGGUAUACAGCGCAUCUAUGUUUGUUCAUAUCGAACACUAGCAAAUAUUUACCGAAGUGCAUACUCUCUAGCCGUCAUCGUUUGUUCAAUGAUUCGCACUCGUUUUAUGAUGCUUAUGGGCCGAUUCACAGGUGGUACUAUGCGAACAGUGUGGUCUAAACUGAAAGAAUUGGUUGCCUAUGUGACGAAUGGUAUUUGGUAUAUCUAUGGUAUGAUACAUCCUCUCGUCAUCAAAGUUUACUCAACUGUUCGCACUUAUCUCACAAUGUACUAUAUACGCCAACUCAUCGAUGACAUCCUCCCAAGAGUAUGGUAUAAAUCUAAACAACUACUUAUCAAGACGUCGGCUGGUGUGCGAUACGUUUAUGGUCGUUUACGCGCUAUACUACCAUAUAUCUACGAUAUUGUGUACACUUUUGCCAUUGUCGCUUUUUGUACUGUCAAAAUUCAUCUCGUGGAUGCUACGCGUCAGCUGAUCAGCAGUUUAUUACCAACAAUGUGGUCUAAAUCCAGACAACUAGUUGUCGAUAUGAUAAAUGGCAUACGACACGUCUAUGGGCGUUUAUGUCACAGAGGAUCAGGAAUUUUCAGCCGUAUACGCUCUUUUGGUACUUUAGUUUACUCAAUCAUACACAGUGAAUUUAUGAUCUCUACGAUUCGGUCCAUAAGGGAAAAUACAGCAGCUAUUUGGCAUUCCCUGGGUGACCUUAUGAUCAGUGUUAAGCAAAUUGCACCACGGAUACGUGAUAAUCUAUAUCAAACGUUUCGUACUCUGUCUACACAAUGUUUCACAAUGUAUGGUUGGAUAAAGACGAAUGUCCUAGUGAUUUGUCGUACAUUAUAUCCAUCGAUGCUACACGUGACACGAUAUAAGCUGAACGAAUUUCAUCAAAUCGUCCAGCGAAGCGUGGUGCAACCAAUGAUCAGUCUAUCGUUUUCCAUACGAGUGUUUAUCAGCAGUAUGCUCAACACAUGUCGCGUUUUUAUAUCUUCAGUACGACGUAUGAUGGCGACAAUUGCUUUAAUAAUUGUGUCGGCUAAGAACACUGUAACUUCACAUUUAAGUCGUCAAAAUCGCACGCAAACUGUCGUUAGUUAG